UGUGUCAACUACUCAAACAAUCACAAAUUAUUUUCAUUUUUUUUACAAGGUGAAUAAGUUAUAUUUAAUAACAGUGCAACCUCGGUCAAUGAAUUGAUCACCAUUAUAAUAUAAACACGCGCUAAAUCUGCAUUACUUUAUAAUUUCUAGUGUAUAUAAUCGUGCAGUGAUGAAGUGAAUGUUAUGGCUGGUACAAUCGUAGUUAUUUCGCAUAGUAGGUAAAUAAUCUAGUGAGAUAUCAAUGCGCUCAUCAGUGAGCUACAUACUGUCUCACGCGCCCGGAGAGUCUGUGAUGUCGCACCCGGACUAUGCGCAGCAUGCCCAACACCAUGCGAGCCUGUUGGUGCUCGUGAAAGGGAUUGGGGGCGUGCUGAAGAACUUCAAUAAGCUUUGGGAGCGAAUACAGCGCGUCAAUAACAUCAAAGUCACAGAUUCUUCAGGUCAAGUAAGAGACAUCUGGGUGAGGUAUGUCAGAGACUACCCUGUUGAAAAUAACGAUUGGGGUGACUUCCAAACUCAUAGGAGACUACUUGGUCUAAUAACACUUAGUAAGUUCACCAAUCAAAUAGAACUGAAUGAAGUGUGCAGGGUUCAUGAAUCACUGAAAGUGAAGUAUACAAACACUCUGUAUGAUUCUCGAGCAUUCAUGUUUGGUCCUGGCAGCAAUCUUAAGAAACCAGAACAGGAGCCAGAAACCUACAGUGCAUUUGAAGAUGAAAAGUCUAAGGAAAAAACUAGUUUAAGUGACAAGAUAUCUCUACCCAGUGAGCAAGCGGACAGUCUCUCGUCAUGUGAAAGCUUCCCACAAUCUUCAUCGUCCACUGCUUCAUAUUCAGUGCAAGAAGAGAAUUUCACAACUCCAUCUAACUUCAAAACUCAUGCUCUAUUUUAUGGGGAGAAUGAUCCUGUACCAGAUCUAGAGCAGCAUGUUGCUGAUCUUAUUAACUCAUUAUUUUGGGUAGUAGAGUCCAAGAGAUUAGAGAGAUCAAGGGAAAAAUUAGAGAAGGUGUCAUUGCUGGUUGCACCAUUUGAGAAGAGGGAUUUUGUUGGUCUCGACAUGGAGUCGCGCAACAAUAAAAAACGUUGUAUGGGACGCGUGACUAAAAAUCUGGCUGAUUUAACAUUACAGGCUGGUCUAGUAGCAGAGGCCCUAAGUCUAUACUAUUCUGCAGCAGAAAUACUCAAAUCUGUUACCGAUUGGCUCUGGCUAGCAGCAGCUAAAGAAGGACAUUGUGCGACAUCAGCAAUUCUCCAAUACCCCAAUCUCAGGAAUCCGAUGCCCUUGCAACGUAAUGCAAGCUUACAAGAAAGUUCUCCCAAUAAAACUAAACCCCUGUCACUCUACCAACCAUGUGCUGAUCCAUUCAGGAAGUUUAAACUUCAUUCAUCCCCGCUAAGGUCGUCUAAAACUUCUAGUCCAGUUAAUCCGCCAAGUGAACUUACACCUUCCUCCUCUGAAAGUGUGGAGACAUCUUCCAGACAGUCGGAAACUGAUAAUGCUGAUUCUGAAUCCUUGGCAUCGUCAAGUGACGUCGACUAUCACAGCCAAAAGUCCUAUCUGAGCCCUGACCUUCCUUCCAUACCCCGACAGCCUCCAUCCCAAAUCAAUAACCAAUACUUACUUAAUGGCGAAGAAAUCGCUGAAAAGUACCGGAAAGCGAUCAUUCAUUACAGUAAAUAUCAGAACGCGGGCAUUAUUGAAACGGAGGCUUGCUUCAAGGCCGCUAGAAUUGCGGUCGAACAAAACAACAGUUUGCACGCGUCAGGCUUUCUACAAAAUGUAAUAUUUAUUAACUUAACUUUAAGUGAACAAGAGAAGAUUCAGAGAUUUGAUACACUUGCUGAACUUUAUAAAGAGAUAGGUUUCCUCCGCAAAGCCGCCUUUUGUCAGCGACUUGCAGCAACUCGGCAAGUGAGUGCGAAUAACCCAAAUCCCGACUGGCAAAGAUGUUACUACCUUAUGUUGCACAGCUUCCCAGGACACAAGCUUUAUCUUGACCCAAACUACGUCAUACAACAUCAAGUUGGUUGGCCGCGGCUACAAAUUCAGCUACUACAUGAGUUAGUGGUAGCGGCUCGCAGGAUGGGACACCCCGCGCUUGCGACGCGUCACAUGACAUUCCUCUUGCAGACCAUGUGGUCGCAUCUAUCGCGGCAAGAUCAUAGAGAUAUGGCCAUACAGUUACAGGCUCUGUCAGCAAAAUGCGAAGGUGGACCUAUACCUCUGGUACUCGAAACUGGCGAAGUCAUCCCACCAGCAAACCUCACCCAUGUGCCCAGCUGCUCUUAUUUCAACCCGCGGCCCUUGCCCCCAGCUAGAACACCCCAUCUCAUCAAAUGCAAAGCGACUCAAGGCCCUUUUAUAUUCACCCCCAUACAUUUCGGUAGCCUUGAGAGGAAGACCAAAAAGGAUGAAGGAAAAAUGGAAUACCUUUGGGUGGAAGACGACAUCUGCGAAGUCCAAUUAAAAUUGACAAAUCCAUUGCCGUUCGAGCUUAAAGUGUCUAACAUGCGUCUGUUAACUUCUGGCAUUGUCUUUGAAUCAAUUCCCGAGACAAUAAUCCUCCCCCCAGAUUCCCCCACCACAGUUAAUCUACACGGAACACCCAAGGAAGUGGGGGACCUGCAAAUUUUAGGCUACUCAACCCAUACUCUAGGUGUCAAAUCGAACUGCAGACUGAAAAAUAUGCCUUUGCCAAAUAAAUUCCCCGCCUCUUUCUCAAUUGAAGUUAUUCCUAGCCUUCCGACAAUUACUAUAGAAACAACGCUCUCUCUUUCUGGUAACAUAAAUCUGUCUAAUCCGGAAAUUUCGGGAAGUAUUACUAAUAUCUCCCUAUACAAUGGAGAAAGUACGGAGUGUACUAUAAAGAUCACCAAUACCAGUAGCGUACCGAUUGAAUACCUAGAGUUAUCUAUUCAGUCAAAUAUGGAUAGUCAACUGCAAACAAAAGUAUUCCAAUGGUCCAAUGACGAAAUCCAGUCCCAACUGCCAAUCAACCCGAAUGAAGUUGCGACUAUAGUUAUGAAGUUAUAUGGCGAAGCAGAUUUCCUGGACUUGGGCGGCGUUGGGGAGAACAUAUUUCCUAAUAGCUUAACGUCAAAUUAUCCUUCGCGAGUGGGGUCGCCUGUACCAAACGCGCAAACGUCUUUGCCUACGCAAAGCUCCAACCCCCAGAACUCAUUGAGCAGUGGACUACUUGUUAACCGAACGUCCGGAAGUUUCAGAUCCACCAAUUCUCAAGCUACUAGUUGGUCAGCGCCUAUCUCAAUAAUGCCACCGUCUCGAGGGCGACAAAUUGAAGCACAGCUGUUAAUAAGGUACUCGGGCGGCAUGGGUAAAGAAAUGCAUUGUCGACAGUCUACUCUUCAGAUGAAUCUCGAGUUGUUACCUAGUGUAUCUAUCACGCACUGGGAUGUACUGCCAGCGGAAAUUCCAAGCCAACUGUACCUAGUGUUGGACAUCACGAAUCUCACAAACGAAGAAAUGGACUUCCAUUAUGCGUCGAGCAAACACAUCUUAAUAGAAAGCAAGGAAUCUUGCAGAGUGCCCGUGCCACUUGACAGGUGCCCCUUCACUGCCGCGCCUGCAAAAAUCGAGGAAGAUACAUUAGAACCAAAGUCCAUAAGCACUGGCGCAUCAACCAAUAGCCUUGAACUGAUGUGUUCGGACCACUUAACGAAGAACGUGGACCUGCGAUGGCAUCUGCUGCAGUCCAAUAUCGCAGGGAAGGCUUCAGUUAAGGGCAUCACACUAUCGCAAACAAUGAUGGAUAUUGUAAGGAUGUCGCCAUUAAAUUGGGAAGUAAGCGUAAACAAGCAAUGCAUCAAGCCCCAAGAGGAAUACAACUGCAUUGCCGGCGAGUGUCUCUCUCUAGGCGUUGCUGUCCGGAACCAUCUAGACCGACCUCUACACAAGCUGUGUCUCUCCGUACAGUUCUACCAGGACUACAACAAUGGCGUGCUGAAUUAUAAGCUCGACAAUCGUGUUGCCACUGCGGGGAAUAACAAAAUUGUGCUGGCAACACUGCUAGAAUCGGCAAAAGCGUUUCAUGAGUGUACGGUGGUGUUUCUGACCCCGGGAGAAUACAAAAUAGAUAUCCAGUGUUCAACCUCGGAGCCAAUACUGGACGAAGCACCAGUCAUCAGGGAUAAUGAGCCCAGUGCCCAGACAUGCGCAGGCGAAGUCAGUCAUAUUUGGAGAUUUAUUCCUCCAGUAGCAAUAAGCGUUACAGAUUAAAAAGAAAAAUGUAUAUUCCUAUAGACUGAUUAAGUUUAUUUAUUCGACAUGUUAUAUAAUUUAAAUUCACAUAUUUCAUAUUUUACAGUUGUGUUAGUCGUUAUAUAAAUUAUAUUAUUAUAUGGAUACAGGUUUUCUCUCAGUGCACAUAUUUUAAUAUGUUGUAAAAAGAUCGAAAUUUAUUUAGCACGUUUUCGAAACGUUAAAUCUGUAACACAAAAAAUAAAAACAAUGUAACUGUUUUAAAACUUUUAAAACUAUCGUAUCAGCUGUGGCCAAAGCUCUCGCAGUUUUAUCGCCAGUUUAUUAAAAUAAAGUAUUAAAAAAAAAAAAAAAAAA
Molecule: messenger RNA, 4576 nt
Organism: Pararge aegeria (speckled wood butterfly)
Lineage: Eukaryota; Metazoa; Arthropoda; Insecta; Lepidoptera; Nymphalidae
Gene: brun
Product: protein brunelleschi
Exons: 17
Coding region: 242-4237 (1331 amino acids)
Cellular component (GO): trans-Golgi network
Source: RefSeq, a predicted model, not a curated record